Molecule: messenger RNA, 802 nt
Organism: Hibiscus syriacus
Lineage: Eukaryota; Viridiplantae; Streptophyta; Magnoliopsida; Malvales; Malvaceae
Product: mitochondrial adenine nucleotide transporter ADNT1-like
Exons: 4
Coding region: 69-662 (197 amino acids)
Biological process (GO): transmembrane transport
Source: RefSeq, a predicted model, not a curated record
UUGAAGAGGAUGCGCAACUCACUCCAGUUCUACGCCUUGGAGCUGGCGCGUGUGCUGGAAUUAUUGCCAUGUCAGCUACUUAUCCAAUGGAUAUGGUACGAGGUCGUCUAACAGUCCAGACUGAGAAGUCACCUCGCCAGUAUAGAGGAAUCUUUCAUGCUCUUUCAACAGUAUUAAGGGAAGAAGGACCCCGUGCUUUGUACAAAGGCUGGUUACCAUCUGUAAUAGGAGUUGUACCCUAUGUGGGUCUUAACUUUGCGGUUUACGAAUCUCUGAAAGAUUGGUUGAUCAAAAGCAAACCAUUUGGGCUGGUUGAGGACUCUGAAUUAGGUGUCACAACAAGGCUUGCAUGUGGGGCUGCUGCUGGAACUGUAGGCCAAACAGUUGCUUAUCCUCUUGAUGUCAUUCGGCGUAGGCUGCAGAUGGUGGGCUGGAAAGAUGCUGCCUCAGUUGUCACCGGUGAUGGGAAGAGUAAGGUCCGUGUUGAAUAUACUGGUAUGGUUGACGCAUUCAGGAAAACAGUUCGGUAUGAAGGUUUUGGAGCAUUAUACAAGGGUUUGGUUCCAAAUUCAGUGAAGGUGGUUCCAUCGAUAGCAAUUGCAUUCGUCACAUACGAGUUGGUAAAGGAUGUACUCGGAGUUGAGUUAAGGAUAUCUGACUGAAGGAACUUCCAAGAGUUUGGUCAAUUGUGUUCACAUUCACUUUUAGCUUUUUUUAUAUUUCUUCCUCACUUAUAGCCGUCGUGUUCGUUUGCCUUAGGUUUACAGUUUUCGUAUUCGUAUGUGCUUUUGCCAAUAAGUAU